Molecule: messenger RNA, 2021 nt
Organism: Sorex fumeus (smoky shrew)
Lineage: Eukaryota; Metazoa; Chordata; Mammalia; Eulipotyphla; Soricidae
Product: myosin light chain kinase family member 4-like
Exons: 11
Coding region: 114-1004 (296 amino acids)
Biological process (GO): positive regulation of apoptotic process; protein phosphorylation; intracellular signal transduction
Cellular component (GO): nucleus; cytoplasm
Molecular function (GO): ATP binding; protein serine/threonine kinase activity
Source: RefSeq, a predicted model, not a curated record
AGGAGAAGGUGUGGUCACACCCCAGCCUGAAAGAAAGCACAUUUGUCAGAGGCAAAAGGACCUCGGCCCUCCCAGAUGACACCCUAGCUCCUCCUGCUCCCUUUCCUCACCGGAUGGUCACUGCCAAAAAAGCCGCCAUCAGCAGUUUUUAUGCCGUGGACAGAUCGGAAAUUCUAGGAGGGGGGCGCUUUGGCCAGGUUCACAGGUGCGAAGAGAAAGCCACGGGCCUGAAGCUGGCGGCCAAGAUCAUCAAGACCAGGACUGCCAAGGAGAAGGACGAAGUGAAGAACGAGAUCAACAUCAUGAACCAGCUGGAUCACGUGAAUCUCAUCCAGCUCUACGACGCCUUCGAGUCCAAGAACGACUGCAUCCUGGUCAUGGAAUAUGUGGAUGGGGGUGAGCUGUUCGACCGCAUCAUUGACGAAAGCUACCGCCUGACGGAGCUCGACGUCAUCCAGUUCACCAGGCAGAUCUGCGAGGGCGUCCGGCACAUGCACCAGAUGUACAUCCUGCACCUGGACCUGAAGCCUGAGAAUAUCCUGUGUGUGAAUCGGGAUGCUAAACAAAUAAAGAUUAUUGAUUUUGGAUUGGCCAGAAGAUACAAACCCAGGGAGAAGCUGAAGGUGAACUUUGGAACCCCAGAAUUUCUCGCUCCGGAAAUCGUCAACUAUGAUUUUGUCUCCUUCCCCACGGACAUGUGGAGUGUGGGGGUCAUCACCUACAUGCUGCUGAGUGGCCUGUCCCCGUUCCUGGGUGACAACGACACGGAGACCCUGAACAACAUCCUGGCCUGCAGGUGGGACCUGGAGGAAGAAGAAUUUCAGGGCCUUUCGGACGAGGGCAGGGAGUUCGUCACUAAGCUUCUGACGAAGGAGAAGAACUGGAGAAUCAGCGCCAGUGAAGCCCUCAAGCACCCUUGGCUGGCAGACCCCAGGCUGCACUGCAGACUGCGCACCCAGAAGCAGCAACGUCCCGCGGGGGCCCGGGACCCCACCGACAAAUAGUCUGCAGAAGGCACUGGACAGGAAAACUGCUGUUUGGAGAAGAUUUUUUUUUUUUUGGAAAAAUCAGCAACUCAGCUGCCUUGACCCUCGGGUGAUGGGUGACCGGAGUCAGGGAGUCGCCUCUUGAACUUGGGGUGACUCAGCCGCACGCCGGGGGUGCCCUGUCCUGCCACCCUGGGGUGGGCAGCGUCCUGCUUGGCGCCCCUUUCUCACCUCUCUGCCCCGUGGUCGGCGUGGUGGAGCACUUUCCCUGCCGUGUGGAGUUUUUUGUCAUUUUAGUGUAGUUUGAGGCUCUCGGCCCUGGAGCCGUCCUCCGUACGGGAGAUUUUAGUUGCGUGUUGAGAGUCUGGAAGUUGUGUUGGGAAAACAGUUUCUCAUCCUUCAGGGGCGGAAGGUCUAAGAAUUCCUGCAGGUCCUGAGGUCCCCGCUGCCCGGACCCCGGCGGGUGUGAGGGGCGGGCGUCGCCCUUUCUGGAACACAGCUUGGGUUGGAUUUGCUGGUUCUUGUUUUCGAGACCAGAGACCUUUCCUGCCUCCCCUUCAGGCUGGCAGGCGCUUUCCCCAGCGCUGCCCUGUUCUGAUGAGGGCCGUGAGUGGGCCCCCAUUUUUGAGGAACUGGAAGGGGGUACCUGGGUGGGCUUCAUCCUUCAAGUGUCAACCGGGAGCAAACGCUCACCACAUGCCUCUCCCUGCCCAGAAGCAGACAGCAGCUCCCUGCGGACUUGGGGGGGGGGGAGUCCCCCAGUUCCGGGCUGAGCACAGACAUUCAUGAGGGGCCAUGUCCUCCCCCACUCCCCAUCAGACCCCCCUCAGCUCAACUGCCAGGAGGAGGAACAUCCAGAAACCAGAGGUGCUCUGGGCCCCCCUACUCACUUGGGGUGACAGUGACGGGUCUGGGGCUUCCCCCGCUAAUAAGGGAAGGUUCCCCGGGGCCCCCUCCGGAGGGAACCGACCCCUCAUUUGUUGUGGAAGAUGGAGGGGCGAGCCCCCCGGCUCCCACCCACCCUUCCCUGUACCC